This is a messenger RNA of Dama dama (fallow deer), 4817 nucleotides long. RefSeq names its product ankyrin repeat domain-containing protein 26-like. NCBI's taxonomy places the organism in Eukaryota, Metazoa, Chordata, Mammalia, Artiodactyla, Cervidae. Gene Ontology annotation, molecular function: protein binding. The record is from RefSeq and is a predicted model, not a curated record. The transcript is spliced from 25 exons. The coding region runs from base 957 to 4670 and encodes 1237 amino acids.
CCCACUCCAGUGUUCUUGCCUGGAGAAUCCCAGGGACGGGGGAGCCUGGUGGGCUGCCGUCUAUGGGGUCGCACAGAGUCGGACACGACUGAAGUGACUUAGCAGCAGCAGCAGCAUACUUUAAUUAAAAAGAAGCAACCUUAGAUAAAAAGACCUUAUGGUAAUUAUAUCAACAGGAGAAAUGAGAAAUGAACAAACAAAAAUGCUACCAAUUAUAGUUGUACAGACAUUGUGAAUUAUAAAUUUCAUUCCAAUAUCAGAGAUGUUAAAAUGUGAGAAAAUGAACAUAUUAGAAUCACUGAAGUACAAUGUUGUCUCUAAUCCUCAAAAUGUAUCUGCAAAGGAGGUGUGAUCCCCUUUGACUUCAUGGAGUUUUGUCCUUAUAAAAUAGUAGUAAUAGUAAUAAGUAUGAUUAUAUUACCUAACAAUUACUGAGCUGUUAUCUGUGUGAGGAACGGUUCUAAACUCUUUGCAUGGAUCUCAUUUAAGCAUCGCAUAUGGUGUCCUGUGACAGAACUACUUCUCUCUCUCCAUUCUGUUGAUGAGGAAAUUGAGGCACAGAGAGGCUGAGCAACAGCUAAUAAGUGACAGAGUGAAAGUCAAAUUCAAACCCAAGUUGAGCUGAAUCUCAAGGUCAAGGUCAUUCUAUUCAAGUAGAUUGUUCUUUCAUUACUGUGUUAAGAAGAGCUAAUGCUAAUAUAUAAUGUUCUUCUCCAGAAGGAAAUGAAAUAUUUGUUUCAGAGGGAUAAGGAAUAGCAUGCUAUUGACUGUUUUCAAUCACAGGAACAAUUGUGUAUUUUGAAACAGUGACACUACAGUUUCCUGAACACUCCUCUUGCUUUUGUAGGACUGCGCUCCACUUGGCCUGUGCCAAUGGCCAUCCAGCGGUGGUAACUCUCCUCCUGGAGAGAAAAUGCCUGCUUAACCUCUGUGACAGUGAACACAGGACCGCGCUGAUGAAGGCGGUGGAAUGCCAAGAGGAGGAGUGCGCGACUCUCCUGCUGGCGCACGGCGCGGACCCGAACGUCAGGGAUGUCCGCGGGAACACCGCGCUCCACUAUGCCGUCUUUUGCCAGAAUAUAUCACUCGCAGCAAAGCUGCUUUCCUACGACGCCGAUAUAGAAGCCAGGAACAAGUGUGACCUCACACCUCUGUUACUUGGCAUAAGUGAAAGAAGAGAGCAAAUAGUGGAGUUUCUUGUAAACAAAGGAGCAAAUAUACAUGCGGUUGACAACUUGAAAAGAACAGCCCUCAUGCUUGCUGUCAAUAAUGGAUCAGCAAAUAUCGUCAGACUUCUUCUUCAGCAAGGUGCUGACAUCUUUCCUCAAGAUGUUUUUGGAUGGACUGCAGAAGAAUAUGCUGUUAUUGGUGGCUUUAAUAUCAUUCGCCAACUGAUUUCUAAAUAUAAAGAAGAGAGACCUAAAACUCCUCCUGAAAGUAGCAACCCAGAGAAUGAGAGUUCUAAAGAAGACUCUUUAAGCAGGUUUUCCAGCAAACCUGGUGCUGAUUUACGGCUUACAUCAGAUAAUGACAUCUUAGACUUGGAAACCAAGCAGAGCAUCUCUGAGAGCCUUCCACAGAAGUAUGUGGAUUGUUUAUCUGGAGCUGGUGGUCGAAGAGGAAAAAAGACAUUAAAUGGACAAGUAGAAGAUUCUCCUGAGAAAUACGUUAAUGUGAAGCCUGCAGUCUUAGUGGAAGAUUCUGUUCCUAAUAUAACAGUUGGAAUGAAGGAUUUUCAAGCAUCCAGUUCAGAUUGGUCUUCUACUGCUUUGAGCCUCAGCAAUGAGACUUGUCAAAGAGCUGGGCAUUUGAAAGUUGAUGAUCAGUGUCUAUUGAUGUCACAAUCAACGACCAAAAAUCAGUCAACAUCCACAGAAUUUGGACAGAUGACCGUAACAGAUACAGUAAAGACGAAUAUUGCGGCAGUGUUUCUGGUAGGGAGUUCCAUGCUCCAUGACCUGUGCCAGUCUCAAGUGCCAGAAAACAGAGAAAGCGAACAAGGUUUGUCGGCAGAACUAGACUUGGAAAUGAUAUCAGAGGAAGAACAAGAAAAACUUGAUGGAAUUGGAAAUAACCAUUCACAGGUUGAAGGAGAACAGAAGCACCAAAGUCCGCGUGAACUAGAAGUACCAGACAACGAAUAUGAUGCUGCUGAUGAGAGUGGAUUAAAGAGUGGAGGAAACAGCAACCAGGAGUGUACUGCUAUGGAAAAUGAACGUUUUGAUAGUUUGAGGACUUCUUUCAGCAUUUCUUAUGAGGCCGGACUAGUGGUGAUGAAAUCCGUCAGCGAUCCUGGCGUGCACAGGAAGAAAGUAAAGGAAAAGAACAAUGAUAAACGGACACCAGAAGACUGUGUGAUUGCACCAGUAUUUGAAAAGGCUGAUUCACUGACUGGUGGGCUGCUGCUCGUGAAUGAUGACAACAAAGUGGAUGAAGAUGAUGACAGGCCUGCAAGAAUACCACUGUAUGAAAAGAAGAAGGUCAAAGAACAAAUUGAUUACGUGAACCACCUAGAUGAUUUACCUCAGUCGUCUGAGAAUGUUUCUGAGGAUGGUGACGUGCUUUACUCUGCGAAUUCCAUGUUGCAAGUAGAACCACUUGGCUUGGGGUGUAAAGAUUCUGUUAGUUUGUUGAAAAUCCGGGAUGCAAUUCUUUCGUAUGAAAGAUCAGUAGCAGUUAACAAAAGCCACUGUGAACUGCUUAGAGGAAAGAUUAAAAAAAUGGAAAGUAAGGUUAGUGGGCUACAGAAAGAGCUGUCAGAAACAAAAGAAGUGAAAUCACAGUUAGAGCAUCAGAAAGUGGAGUGGGAACAAGAGCUCGGCAGUUUGAGGUUCACCUUAAAACAAGAGGAAGAGAAUAGAAGAAAUGCCAAUAUGUUAUAUGAAAAAAUGAGGGAGCAGUUAAGAAGAAAAGAAGACAAAUAUAGUAAAGAAGUUGAAGUGACACAGCGACUAGCACUCACUUUCCGAGCACUGGAAAUGAAACUGAAGACGGAGAGAAGUCAUCUGAGUCAGGUUUCUGAUAGUUGUGAAGACACAAAAGCCCUGUUGCUCAAAAACCACAUGCUGCAGGAUGAAAUAGCCAUGCUAAGACUGGAGAUAGAUGCAAUGAAAAAUCAGCACCGGGCAAAGGAAGAGAACUAUUUUGAGGACAUUGAAAUUCUCAAAGUAAAGAACGAUAAUCUUCAAAAGGAAGUAAAACUGACUGAGGAAACGUUAACACAGACUAUAUCCCACUGUACAGGCCAGCUUAAUGCUCUGACAGCUGAGAAUACAAUGCUAAACUCGAAGCUGGAGAACAAAAAAGAAAGCAAACAAAGACUGGAAACGGAAGUGAAAUCCUACCGUUCUAGACUGGCUGCUGCCUUACACGAUCAUGAUCAAGGUCAGACGUCAAAAAGAGACGUGGAACUUGCCUUCCAGAGAGCAAAAGAAGAGUGGUUAUGCUUGCAGGACAAAAUGAAGUCCGAUGUGGCUCAUCUAAAAGAGAACAAUGAGAUGCUUUCCCAGCAACUGUCUGCAGCGGAAAGUGAAUUCAAUAAGCUGAAAAUCAAGCUGCAUCACACGAGAGAUGAUCUCAGAGAAAAGACUUUGACGUUAGAACGUGCCCAGAGAGACCUAAGCCAAGCAGAGUGUCAAAAGCAGGAAAUUGAACACAUGUAUCAGAAUGAACAAGGCAAAGUGAGUAAAUAUAUUGGAAAGCAGGAAUCCUUAGAGGAGAGAUUAUCUCAACUCCAGAGUGAAAACAUGUUGCUCCGACAGCAACUGGAUGAUGCACAAAAGAGAGCCGACAGUAAAGAGAAGACGGUCAUUAGCAUCCAAGACCAGUUUCAGCAGAUCGUGAGAAAACUUCAGGCUGAACGUGAGAAACAAGAUCUGAUGCUGGAGGAAAGAAAUGAGGAGUUAAUCAACGAGUGUAAUCAUUUAAGAGAGAGAAUGCAUCAGUACAAAAAUGAGAAAGCAGAAGGAGAAGCACUUGUGAGACAACUUCGACAAGAACUGGAUGACACCGUAAAAACGCUGUCUAUGUCGGAUGCUUCGCUGAAAGGCAUGUCAUCGUGUCGUGCUAUCUUAGAAGCUGAGGCACAGGAUUUAAAGAACAAAUUUAAACUACAACUACGUCAACUCACAAGUCAGACACAAGCUGGAUCUCAACAGAUGGACCUCAGAAUUAAAGACUUGGAAUCUGAAGUCCUCAAAAUGAAAACUUUGCAAGAAGAUUCUCAUAAAGCAGAGUUGGAAAAAUAUAAGCAACUCUACCUAGAAGAAUGUGAAGUGAGAAAGGCAUUGGAAGAUAAACUAGACAAGACUCAUGAGAGGCUGGCAGAGAUCAACACCAAACUUGAGGUGGAGAAGCAGCAGAACAGAUCUUUACUCAGCACUCUUAGCACGAGGCCAGUCCUGGAGCCCCCUUGUGUUGGAAAUUUCAAUAGUCCUUUAGUGCUCCAUGAAAGUCUUACUCCAAGAGCAAAUGGAGGGUUUUCUACCUCAAUUCCACGCCGUUCAGAUGACAGCAUGGAGACUUACUUGACCAAGAUGCGGCGGGAGUUGGACGGAAGUAUAGCUAGAGGAAUAAGAGAAGCUGAUGCUCAGUUUGCAUCUGAUGCCUUUAGACUGUCUUCUCGAGGAUCUGCAGAUGAGUCAGAUGUCUGUGAUGACCUACUCUUGUAAACAGAAGAACAAGAUAUACAGAUUUGGAAGGAAAAAUACAUGAUUUAGAAAGAUAAAUAGUUAAAGUUCCCCUACUGGACCGUUUCCAUGGCAUUUCGUUGUUUCCCAUUAAACAUGAUGAGAAAAUCUUUAUUAAAGGAAAAUAUU